Varanus komodoensis (Komodo dragon) is the source of this 3582-nucleotide messenger RNA. It is a transcript of the gene MCAM, whose product is annotated as melanoma cell adhesion molecule. Gene Ontology annotation, cellular component: plasma membrane. The coding region runs from base 212 to 2125 and encodes 637 amino acids. The transcript has 17 exons. Gene Ontology annotation, biological process: angiogenesis. The record is from RefSeq and is a predicted model, not a curated record. NCBI's taxonomy places the organism in Eukaryota, Metazoa, Chordata, Lepidosauria, Squamata, Varanidae.
CGCGUCCUUUCCCCGCAGCCAAGCUUCCCCGGCGGCUGCAGGCGCGGGCUGGGCGCUGGUGCCGAUCGGGAGGUGGCCCCUCGGCGCGGCGCGGCGCAGCCUCCCCUCGCCCCCCACCCGCAGCGCCCUCCCCCCGCACCUGACGUCAGCUCCUGGGCUUCUCCUCCGAAGCGCCUGCUUGCAUUCGGGCUCGGAGCUGGGCGCGGGGACAAUGAGCUGCCGCCGGCUCGCGAGGUUCGCCCUGGGCUGCCUGCUGAUCGCCAGCUGCUGUUGGAGAGGGGGAACGGGGAGCAAUGUGGAAGUCUUCACGCCGGAACUCGUGGAAGAGGCGAUCGGGACCGUGGCUGUUAUCCCCUGCGAGGUCAAGCUCCCCGAAGACGGAAAUUACGCUUAUGUCAAUUGGUACACGAUGGACAGAAACACACGAAAGAAGAUCAUAUACAUGAUUCAGGGCAAGCAGCAUCAUGCAGAGCCUGAAUUCCAGGACCGGCUGAGCAUGUCUGCCAACUUCUCCCUCGUCAUCAGCAAGGUGACCCUGAAGGAUGCCAAGGUGUACGUGUGCCAGGUGGGGCUAGGCAGCUUAGGUGUCGGCGAGAAUCGGACUGAGCUGCGUGUCUACAAAAUUCCAGAAUCCCCGGAGAUCCUGGAGAGCGACGGCGGCAUCACGGCGUCGGAUUCCAAGAUGCACACGAUCGGCCGGUGUGUCAGUCGCAACGGGUACCCAACCCCCACCAUCACGUGGUACAAGAAUAAAGAGCCUCUGAGCGCUGACGGAACAGAAAUCGAAAUCCGGCCUGCGGUCACCAUGGAGUCCAGUGGGCUGAUCACGCUGAGCAGCACCCUUUCGGCACGGGUCACCAAAGAGGACCGCCACGCCAACUUCACCUGCCAAGUCAGCCACGAGAAGGGCAAGGCCCUGCCGCAGUCAAAGAGCUUCAAAAUCAACGUCCACUAUCCGUCCGAGAACAUCAGCUUCCAGAUAGAAGCCCAGAGCCCCGUCAAGGAGGGGGACAACGUGACACUGCGCUGCAAAGCCGACGGGAACCCAGAACCCGAAUACACCUUUCACAAAGUGGAGGACAAGGAGGUGGAGCUGCCUUCCACUGUUGGCGGGGGAGAGCUGGUCUUCCACAGCGUGGAGAGGAGCGCCAGUGGGCUUUAUCGGUGCAAGGCCCUGGACCUGCAGAAUUUCAUGGAGCUGACAGCGGACUUAAAUCUUCCUGUGCACUACCUCGACGUUCCCACCAUCAUCCCAGAGCAGCCCAAACAUCUGCGUGAGGGGGACAACUUGCACCUCGCAUGCAGCACGACAAGCUCCGGACCUGUGGAAAUCCACUGGGAAAGGAACGGGAAUGAGAUCACGAAGGGGCACUUCCUGAACUUGACUUCCAUGAGGUUCGAGAUGUCCGGCAACUACAGCUGUGUGGCUCGCAUGCUCCAGGCACCCAGCCUCGUGCGCUCCAAGCAGGUUCUGUUAGCUGUUCAUGCAAAGCCUCUCCUGGCCUCCCCGAAAGAGCUGGUGCUCGUGCAGAAGGGGAAGAUGGCGAAGCUGACCUGCACCGUCCUCUCCGUCCCCAAGCCCAAGAUCACGUGGAGCAUCAGCAAUGGAACGAUCCUUUCCUCCAGGAUCAAUUUCCAGUACAACAGCACGCUCACGGUCCAGGUUACCGAGGAGCUUCUGGACUCGGGAAUCAACUGCUCCGCCGAGAACAGGCUGGGCCGAGUGGAGCAUCAUUUCCGGCUGGAGCAGAUACCAGAGAAGAAAGCUCCGGAUAGCAGUAAAGGGAAUGACACUUCCAGAGAGGCAGAGGAACCUGGGAGCAUCCCAAAGAAAGAGCCGACGAAGCAGGAGAGCCGGGGCAUCAUCAUCGUGGCGGUCAUCGUGUGCAUCCUGGUGCUGUCCAUCCUGGGCGCGGUCCUGUACUUCCUGCACAAGAAGGGGAGGCUCCCCUGCGGGCGCUCCGGCAAGCAGGAGAUCACGAGGCCCGAAGCACAUAAAGACGAGAUUGUAGUUGAAGUUAAGUCAGAUAAGCUUCCUGAAGAGGCGAUGCUGCUGCAGGGGGCCAGCGGUGAGAAGAGAUCAGCGGGUGACCAGGGAGAGAAAUACAUCGAUCUGAGAAACUGAGGACAGAGCAAGAGCGAGCGCUGUACACAUUUACUUUUGAGAUUCCUCCUGUUCCUUCGGAAAGCCUUCUUCCCUUGCUCCCUGGCCAGAGUCUUUCAAACGCACAGCAGUGAAUGCACCAGACCGCAGUGAAGAACACUUUGCAGCUCACCCCGACGGCUUUGAAGGAUGACAAGACUAGCCAAGGCAGUCUAGCGCUCUCUUCUUGCAGGCCAAAAAAGGAAAGACUUUUUGGAACGUUUUGGACCUCUGUGUGAACCAGCCACUGGGUAGGGAAACCCGGGCUUUACACAGUACAUGUAGUGUUUUCUCGGGCCCCAUUUUAGAGAAAAAAUGCACCCAUUGUUUGACUAGCCACUUAAGGGCUUGCCAAGCAGGCCAAGGGAGAGCAAAGCAGCUCUUUUUGUCAUUAAGGCUGAACGGGACUGUAACUCCUAUAUUAGCAGGAUUGGAGCUUAGCUAAACGAGCAUUUGGUUUCCACGAAGACCAAUUCCGGGCUGUAGGAUUGUUGCAACCAGUUUUCCCAGCUCUGUUCCUGCUCUGCACAGAAAAAGUUUUGAGGAAGCACUGCUCAAGGGUCUAGUCCUCAAGGAUGCAAGGGUAGCAGCUUAUGGAAGUCUGAGGAAGUAAGUUCCCCUAAAGAGUAUGGGGCUUACUGCUCAAAGGCAUAGGAUCAUUUUGUGCAGCGAAAAAUUGCGUCUGCACUUCAGAAGUUACAAUAGAAAUAAGGCCUCUUGUACAAAAUGUAUAGUCUUGUGUUUAUACCUAAGGAUUUAGGCAAUUCUCUUCCACCACCAAAAGACUGCUUCCUGUAGUUCCUGUGUAAACCUAAUCUAGCUGAGACAUUCGCAAGUCUCUGGGAAACUUGCCUGUAAUCAGGCAAUUUCUGCAUUUUCCUCUGGAAUUCUUUUGCUUCCAGUAGCUGGAAGAAGGCUAAUGCUGGAACAGCAGCAUCAGGGGAAAAGGGAAGGACCGGGCGCCAGAUAGCCUUCAAAGGGGAGUUGCCAAUGGGUCUCCCAGCCUCAAGUCCAGGGCCUUCUCCAUCACGGUGGCCCAGUGCUUAAAGAUGCUUUUCAUCAUCCUCCACCCCAUUCAUAAAGGGCCAUUACUCCAAAUUGCGUUGCAAGCACCUGCUUACAUAAAGCAUUUUUCUUUCUCAGGGGUUUGGUUUCCCCUUUUCAAAGCAGAGAAUGGCCUUUAACACAGAGAGUGAGCAAAAGGGUUAAGACUUUGCUUUAGGAACACGGGCUCUUUUUACUGGUUAAAAGUACAAACUCGUUAACCAAAAACGGGAGAGAAGGGACUGUUUGUGCUUUACUUGUAAGCUAGAAAAUUAUCAAGACAAAGCUUUUGUUAUAUAUAUUUUUGUUGAUGUGUGUGUAAAUUUAAGAGUGUCUGAGUUGCAGGGUUUUUAUAUAUUAUAUAUAUAUAUGAAAAAUUAAAAGCUAAAAAAGUA